This is a messenger RNA of Peronospora belbahrii, 486 nucleotides long. Lineage: Eukaryota; Oomycota; Peronosporomycetes; Peronosporales; Peronosporaceae. The record is from the annotation of a GenBank genome assembly.
AUGAAGGAGGAGAGGCCAAAUGGUCAUUUGGAUGUAGUUAAAUGGUUGCAUGAACACACAAAUCCAUCUUCAACACAUGUGUUCUUUGUCACACUCGAGGAGGCAUCAAAGAACGGCGACCUGACAAUGGUGAAGUGGCUUUGCGAAGUACGUGGCGAGCAGUCAUCGUGUGCUUCAGUUCUAGCAGCUAGCAAACGUCAUUUAGACAUGCUUGAGUGGCUAAGAGGUAACAAUUUUGAUCGGUAUCCCUUAGCGUCGAUGGAUGAUGCCGCAGCGAAUGGCCAUCUAAAUGUUUUAAAAUGGAUGCAAUUGAAUGCAGGCUAUGCUACGGUUGCGGCGAUGGAUAUGGCUGCAAGCAAUGGACACAUCACCGUUGUGGAGUGGUUGCACCAGAAAAGAAAGGAAGGAUGUACAACGUCAGCGAUGAACUCGGCUGCUGCUAAUGGACAUCUUGAAAUUGUCCAUAAUCGGAGCACCUGCGUCUAA